Capsella rubella is the source of this 2132-nucleotide messenger RNA. RefSeq lists its product as uncharacterized. NCBI's taxonomy places the organism in Eukaryota, Viridiplantae, Streptophyta, Magnoliopsida, Brassicales, Brassicaceae. The transcript has 3 exons. Gene Ontology annotation, molecular function: protein binding. The record is from RefSeq and is a predicted model, not a curated record. The coding region runs from base 147 to 1787 and encodes 546 amino acids.
UUCUUCUUCCUUGUUUCUAACAAAUUUCAGGAGAGAGCUCUCUGAAUUCGAUUUUGACCUCACAACCAUACAAAACAUUUUCUCGAGAAAAUCUCUCUCAACCGAACGAAUUUGGAAAUCACCAAAGAAAUUCUUUUGCCGUAACAAUGGAGGUAAAAGUAGCUACCACGACGUCGUUUCAUUGGUCAGGGCGUCACUCGGCGAUUCCUCAAUGCCCGUCAUUUUCGCAAACCCUAACUUCUUCAAAACGCCGUCGUUCUCGUGGAAGAGCCGGAGAUGUGGCCGUUUCUGGAGGAUCUUUAGCUUGUCAGUCGAGAUUGAAACCUUCGUCGUUUCUCGGAACGCAAUCUGGGAAGCUUCACCGAUCUAAAUCAUGUGAGCUUUGGGAAUUUUCUAAUUCUACCACGAAGAAGGUAUCAACGGAUGUGGUGAAGAGAGAUAGUUCGUUAAGGAGAGUUUGUAGCGCGAGCUCUGGUUUUUUCUCCGACGAAGCUUUCUCUGUGAAGAUGCAGGAAUUAGCCUCACAAUUCAGGAUUGCAGGGGAAGAUGGAGAUGAGAAACGCAUUGUGAACAAACACAAAUCAGAAGUAGUAGGUAGUCGUAGAUUUGGUUCUGUGAAGCUAUUACAAGAGUCUGUUCCAGGUUUAGCUUCUUUGGAGGCUCCAUGGGCAGAGAUGGUUAACCAUUCAAGCAUUGAGCGUAAGGCAAACAGUGUUGAUUUGCCUCUGUCGCUUAGGAUAAUUAAGAGGAAGCUACAAGAAGAAGCGCUUAAAGAAGCUAGUGCAUCUACUUAUUGUUCUAUCAAUAGAGCUUUCUCUUCUAUGGUUUUCAUGAUUGAGGAGCUUCAAGGCUUUGCGUUGCAGACUAGGGUGGGUGUUCUUAGGCAGGUUAAGAAGGAGAUGCAUGCUUCCCUGCUUUGGAUUUUCCAACACGUCUUCUCUCAGACACCUACUUUGAUGGUUCAUGUGAUGAUCUUAUUGGCGAACUACACUGUGCAUUCAGUUGCAUCAAACCUACCUAUUUCAGCAUCUCCUCCAUACUCUGCGGAGACAAAAGAAGUGCCAGUGGUUGAUAAAGGUCCAGAUCAGACACAUCAAAGAAUUGAUUUUUCUUCAUUAGAGCAGUCUAGUGUGUCUAGUGGAGUUGGUCGGAUGGAUUUAGGGCCUGUAGUAAGUGGCAGAGAUGGUAAAGGGAUUGAUGGGUCCAAAUGGUUAGGUUCGAUCAGUUUUGACAAGGUCUCCCACUUACCUAUACAUCGAGACUUGAUUUCAGGAGAAGGUCUGACAGAAGAGGAGCUCAGUCUGUGGAAUUCGAUGGUCGAAGAAGUAGAUCAAUUGCAAGAUUCCCCUGUUGACCUUGACAUGAGAUUGAGACUGGUUUCACCUAUCGCUGCAAGGAUUGAAGUGGAUGAUUAUGCCAAUUACACUAGAACAGAGCUUUUAUAUAAGAUAGGUUUGGCUCAAGAGCCAAACAACCAUCUGCUCCUAGCUAACUACGCUCAGUUCCUUUACCUCGUUACUCAAGACUAUGACAGAGCGGAGAACUGCUUCAAGAAAGCCAUAGAGUCAGAAGAUGUAGAUGCCGAAGCAUACAGCAAAUACGCUACCUUCCUGUGGAAAGUUCGCAACGAUCUCUGGGCGGCUGAGGAGACCUUUCUAGAAGCUAUAUCUGCAGAGCCGACCAACUCCUUCUAUGCUGCCAACUACGCCAACUUCCUCUGGCAAACGGGUGGUGAAGAAACGUGUUACCCAUUAGGAUCUUCUGAUUCUCCUCAGGAAAUGGCUUAAGAACGUGUAAAUGGCAGUGAAUGGUGUGGUUUGUUAGCAACAAUUCGCAAUGAAGAGACAGGGACAGAACUUAGGUACACGAUAGAAUAAGAGGGAAAACUGUAAGUAGUGUUUUUGAGUGAACCAGUGCAGCUGAUGGAACAAUACUUCUCUUUUGUUCUUUCUUUUUUUUUUUUUUUUUGCUUUUCCCUAAAUUUUCACUCAGUAGUAGUAUAUACUAGUCGCAGAUUCCACUGGUCUACUGGUCAUGGACGGAUCCAAUAAGAGAACAUCUGUAGAUCCAACACUAAUAAUAAUCACUGAGCAUUGCUUUUGGUGAAAUAAUAAGUGAGCAUAUUUGAAUCC